This is a messenger RNA of Anastrepha ludens (Mexican fruit fly), 1393 nucleotides long. RefSeq lists its product as uncharacterized. NCBI's taxonomy places the organism in Eukaryota, Metazoa, Arthropoda, Insecta, Diptera, Tephritidae. The coding region runs from base 91 to 594 and encodes 167 amino acids. The transcript has 3 exons. The record is from RefSeq and is a predicted model, not a curated record.
AUUUAUAUUUGCCCCGCAUUUGAAAAUAUUCAACCCUUAUUAUUUGACAGGCGUCAAAUGUUCAGAAGUGCAUAAAGUGUGACAUGAAACAUGACUAUAUUAUUAUGUAGAAUGGAGCUAACAAUUAUGUUAGCCAAUUUAAUAGUUCUUUUAGCGCAUUUAACCGUAUCUACUACGAAUCAGUUUGUUGAGAAAGGUGCUAGUGGUCAACCGUUACCAAAGGCAGCCACAUUUCACUUUCCGGAAUAUGCAUACAAGGAAACAAGCAAAAAUGAAAUUAUAUACCACGAAUUCGAGACUUCAUGCGAACGAAAUACUUUAUGCGAAAAUCUGGAGGGUGUUGUGAAAAAAUCAUGUGUUCGGCGAUGUAUCUCUUAUACCUGCUACCAAGACAUCUACGGAUUUGAUGAUCUGGAGGAGGGUGAAAUCGAUGUUCGACUGAAUUCUUUUAAAGGCUGUGUCAUCCAACGUACUGGUAAAAAUCAUCGCCGAUAUCCCGGUAAUCAGAGGUUAUUAUUACAGCGCUUCGAUUUUGGAGAAUUUUUUUUCAAUAUGAAAUGGAAAUUAACUAACUAUUUUAAAAACUUUCUUUAGUUAUUCAUAAAUAAUGAAGAGUAAUGUUUUAAGGAGUUCUCUUUGAAAUAUAGUACCUAUAUAUAAGCAUAUGUAAAUAUACAUGAGCAUUUGUACAUAUUUUUACUAAAUUGAAAACUAGAAGUAAUGUCUGAAUUUCUGUUCGGUUAAAAAGUAUUUUGAAUUACCAUCAAAAUUAUUUGCGAAAUUAAUACCCGUUUUCCUGCAAUUCUUUAAAGUUUCAUUCGCACCCAGCAAGAAACAUCUCUAUUAGUGAAACUAGUGGUUCCCGCGUCGCGCAUCACUUCAAAAAUAUUUCAUCUACCAUACAUACAUAUGUGCAUAUGAUAUGUAUAUACUGGGUGAUCUAAAAAGUUGUCCUGGAUACUUAGAGACGGCCAUUAUCAGCACGUACACUAUAAAUUGGAGGAGGAACCUGGCCAAACACCUAACAGAAAUGUACGUGCCAUUUAUUUAUUUGUAUGCCAUUUUAGCUAUUCAAAAAGGUGGAGUGGAGUAGUGGAGGGCAACAUUUGAUAGAAAAAAAAAUUAUAAAAAUACUAGCUUUAACCCGCGGCCCCGCUCGCGUAGGAUUAGUUUUGAGGGAUUUAGGAUAUGUAUAUAAAAGAAGUACAAACAAUAAUUUCUGACGAGUGUCGCCCGCAAACAUUUUCUGUGCCAAUCGACAUUGACGGGCUAUGCCCGCCGCAUAUUUAAAUGUUUCAAAAGCAGUAGUAGUAAAUUUAAUAAACUUAAAAACAACCGUUAUAAUAUUUUAGUUUUAUUUUCUGAUAACACCCGCACAGAGUUGCAUUAAAAU